Hydractinia symbiolongicarpus is the source of this 1388-nucleotide messenger RNA. RefSeq lists its product as uncharacterized. The transcript has 5 exons. The coding region runs from base 133 to 1335 and encodes 400 amino acids. The record is from RefSeq and is a predicted model, not a curated record. Lineage: Eukaryota; Metazoa; Cnidaria; Hydrozoa; Anthoathecata; Hydractiniidae.
AAAGAGAAACAAAUCAUGUGACAAGUCAUGUGAUAAUUCUGGCCUAUCAGAUCAAUUGACGUGAAGUGUAAAGAGUUGUAUAACAUUCGUAGGAUUCAGUUAAAUGUUGUUUGUCUUACCACAGAAACAGACAUGAAUAAAAUUUUUACUGAAGAAAUUCUUUCUUUUUUUUCUCAAAAAAAAACUUAUGAAGAAAUAAGCAAUAUCUUGCAGUCGCGAUAUCCAGGAGAAAGAGGUUAUUCCGUAAAGUCAAUAAAACGGUAUUGUAAAGAAAAUGGAUUGUCGCCAAGGGUUUCACAAGCCCAUUUAGAACAGAUUGUAGCAACGGCAGUUCAAGAAGUUGGUCCAACGUAUGGGAGGAAAAUGAUGACCGGGUAUAUUGCUAAUAGAGACAAUAUACGUGUUAGCCAUAAUAGAGUUGGACGAGCUUUAGCAAAAGCUGCACCCCAAAACCACCAGAGAAGACGCACUGACACCGCACGAAUGGUUAACCCAAUACCUUAUCGGGCCGAUUACUUUGGUCAUAAAAUUCACUAUGAUCAAAAUGAAAAGCUUGUUAUGUAUGGGGCUACACAUGUCAUUGCCAUUGAUGGUCAUUCUCGCUUCAUUGUCGGCUACUCCACCAUGCCAAUAAAAAACAACGCUCUUAUUUACGAUGAAAUAUACAGAAAAGCUGCUAUUGAUUAUGGUAUCUUUCAUCAAGUGCGUACGGACUGUGGAAAAGAGUUUUUUUUAAUUCUUGGAAUCCAGGAACAUUUUCAGCAUCUUCGCGGUCGAUCAGAUAUUUUGCCAUACAAGCAAACCCAAUCAAAGAAGAACCUCCCUAUCGAAAGAAUUUGGCCAGAGGUGAACUCGCGGGUAAAUUAUCCGGUAAAAAAAAUACUGGUAGAAAUGGACAACAGCAAUACUAUCAAUAUGGAAGAUGAAGUUCAAAAAUUUUGUGUGUCAUCCAUUGUAUGUCUGGUGACUGGUUUUGGUGUCAAUCGAGUUGUUUCAGCGUGGAAUGAACACUCAAUACCAGGUAGAGGUGUUCCGUCAGUAAUAAAAGAAAAUACUAACAGAUUGACACCGUUAUCCGUUGAAGAAUUGCCCCCAAAACACGAAGCUGUUCAGCUGUAUGAACAAGUGUACCGCGGUACAUUGUCGGAAGAGCACACCUUCGGCCAGGAUCCGCUUGCAGAAAGACAGCAAAAAUUGGAAGAAAGAGAUCAGAGCUUUUUCCAACAUUUUUCUGUUGAAGAAAUAUUUUCCGAAUGUGUUAACGAACGACCACAAAUGUUGAGAGAAGCUAUCCUUUUUUACAUAAAUAAAACUGUAACCUUAGCCCAAUUGUAACCAUACUCAUGACGUUGUAUGUAAUAACUAACAAAUAUUAAAACUAACGAAAA